CCAGCUGCUGCUGUAAGAUGGCGGCGGUGUUGCCCGAGUGCCGGCCGAUCACUUAUUGCGUUUAUAAAUGGUCCAGUUACUCUUCCAUUUACGUUCCCGAAAAUAUUUUGGUGGAUAAACCUCACGAUCAAUCUUCAAGGUGGUCCUCCGAAAGCAACUACCCUCCUCAGUACUUGAUUCUGAAACUUGAGAGGCCUGCAAUAGUCCAAAGCGUCACUUUUGGCAAAUAUGAAAAGACCCAUGUGUGCAACCUGAAAAAGUUUAAAGUUUAUGGGGGAAUGAGUGAAGAAAACAUGACAGAACUACUUUCAAGUGGCUUAAAGAAUGAUUACAACAAGGAGACUUUCACCUUGAAGCACAAAAUUGAUGAUCAGAUGUUCCCCUGUCGUUUCAUUAAAAUAGUUCCAUUAAUGUCAUGGGGGCCUAGCUUUAACUUCAGCAUCUGGUACGUUGAACUACAUGGGAUAGAUGAGCCAGACAUUGUACAACCGUGCCUUAACUGGUAUAGCAAGAUGCUGCCAGACUUGUACCGUGAACAAGAAGCCAUUCGGCUAUGCCUGAAACACUUUCGCCAGCACAACUACACGGAGGCCUUUGAGUCAUUGCAGAAGAAAACUAAGAUUGCAUUGGAACAUCCAAUGUUGACCGAACUGCAUGAGAAGCUGGUACUUAAAGGUGACUUUGACACUUGUGAAGGACUGAUUGAAAAAGCUGUCAGCGUCUUUGCAGAAACAGUAUAUUUAUUUGGUGGUUGGGAUGGAACACAAGAUUUGGCAGACUUCUGGGCGUACAGUGUUAAAGAGAACCAAUGGACUUGUAUAUCAAGGGACACUGAGAAAGAGAGUGGGCCAAGUGCUAGGUCUUGCCAUAAGAUGUGUAUUGACACAACACGAAGGCAGAUAUACACACUGGGCCGUUACUUAGAUUCUUCUGUGCGGAAUAGCAAGUCUCUGAAGAGUGAUUUCUAUCGCUAUGACAUAGACACUAAUAAAUGGACAUUGUUAAGUGAAGAUACUGCUACAGAUGGUGGACCAAAGUUGGUGUUUGACCAUCAGAUGUGCAUGGAUUCUGAAAAACACAUGAUUUACACGUUUGGUGGAAGGAUAUUAACUUGCAAUGGAAAUGUCGAUGACACUCGAGCUAAUGAGCCACAAUUCAGUGGACUUUUUGCUUAUCAUUGUCUGUCUAACACUUGGAAGCUACUUCGGGAAGACUCGUGCAAUGCUGGACCAGAGGAUGUACAGUCUAGGAUUGGGCACUGCAUGCUCUUUCACACUUGGACUGUUAUUUCUCCUGUUAAUCUGAAGAAGUUGAGUCGGAACAAUCUCAACAUAUUGGAGACAAAUUCCAUUCAGAUUAAGUUAGAAAGUAGUAUCAGUGCUGCUGUCCCUCAUGUUCCAAUGACAGGUUUCACUCAGCGGGCUACAAUUGAUCCAGAAUUGAAUGAGAUUCACGUCCUGUCGGGUCUCAGUAAAGAUAAAGACAAGCGGGAAGAGAACGUUCGGAAUUCUUUUUGGAUUUAUGACAUCGCCCGGAAUAAUUGGUCUUGUGUGUAUAAAAAUGAUCAAUCUGUAAAAGAUAAUCCGAAUAAGAGUCUUCAAGAAGAGGAGCCAUGCCCGCGAUUUGCUCACCAGCUUGUCUAUGAUGAUAUGCAUAAGGUAUCUUUACAUUUUUGGUUCUCAUUCAGUCUUCCGUAG
This is a messenger RNA of Rhincodon typus (whale shark), 1697 nucleotides long. It is a transcript of the gene mkln1, whose product is annotated as muskelin 1, intracellular mediator containing kelch motifs. The record is from RefSeq and is a predicted model, not a curated record. Bases 18 to 1697 code for a protein of 559 amino acids. Gene Ontology annotation, cellular component: cytoplasm. Gene Ontology annotation, molecular function: protein binding. NCBI's taxonomy places the organism in Eukaryota, Metazoa, Chordata, Chondrichthyes, Orectolobiformes, Rhincodontidae. The transcript is spliced from 14 exons.